ACUUGAUGAAAGAUCAGGAAAGGAGGCAAAGACCCGGGCUUUCCCUUGGAAACACAGUUGGGAUACGCUGCUUUUUGGCACAAGUAGUCUCAAAGGAAUCCCUGGCUCUGAGACCGAAAGGCUUCAGGCUCACAGCAGUCCUCUCGGGGCAGCCCUGGCUCACCACAGCACACCCACCUGGGAGGCUGGGGCAGGCAGAGAAACUCAGCGAGCGCAGCCACGUGGGCCGAGAGCCGGGUGGGGUCCUUGGACUUCCGGGUUUCAGCCCCUCCGCGGGAGGAGAGAAGGGCCCGGCCCCCAGGCUGCCAGAGGCUUAAGUCGGCAGCCAGGGAGAGGCCAGGCCAAGCCUACAGUGCGGGCACAGGACAGAGGUGAUCCGUGAAAAGGAGUCCAGCAGAGUAAAGGGGACUGAGAAGACCCAGGGAGAGGACUUGGGACUUUAAAAAGGGUGGACACUAAAAGUUCCUCUAACACACAGGAACUGCCCAUGCUCAGAGCAGACCUUCAGAACAGCGGGGCCACCAGUGUCUCUCUUCAGUUGCCAGGCAGACCCAGGAUAGGAUGGGCAGCCCCGUGCACCGAGUGUCACUAGGGGACACCUGGAGCAGCCGCGUGCAUGCUGACAUAGACAGCGAGAGGCAUGGGCCAUCCUUCGACGUGGAACGGCUCACCAACAUCCUUGACAGAGGUGCCCAGAACACUGCACUCCGGAGGAAUGUUGAGAGCAUCAUCUGCAGUGACCCAGAGUUUACCUGUAAGGACAAUUAUUUCAUGACCCAGAAUGAACGUUAUGAGGGCGCCAUGCGGAAGACGGUCCACCUCCACAUGAUAGCACGGAAACUGGGCUGGUCAGAAGAGGAAUUAAACUGUGCUUACAGUGCCCUUUCUGGAGACUUGGCGUUAAAUGUGCACCAAGUCUUCUUGACAGCCCUCAGAAGCCUGGGCUCGGAUGAACAGAUUGCCAAAUGGGAGCCCCUGUGCAAAACAUUCCAGAUCAUCACAACAUAUGCCCAAACAGAACUGGGACAUGGGACAUACCUUCAGGGCCUGGAGACUGAAGCCACCUAUGACACAGCCACCCAGGAGUUUGUGAUACACAGCCCCACGAUGACUGCCACCAAAUGGUGGCCUGGGGACCUGGGACGGUCAGCCACGCACGCCCUGGUCCUUGCCCAGGUGAUCUGCUCGGGAGCCCGGCAGGGCAUGCAUGCCUUCAUUGUGCCCAUCCGGAGCCUUCAGGACCACACCCCACUGCCAGGAAUCACCGUUGGGGACAUCGGGCCCAAGAUGAACUUUGAUCAAACAGACAAUGGCUUCCUGCGACUGGACCAUGUGCGAGUCCCUAGGGAGAACAUGCUCAGUCGCUUCACACAGGUCUUGCCAGAUGGCACCUACAUCAAGCUUGGAACAGCAAAGAGCAACUAUCUUGCUAUGGUGGUGACUCGGGUGAAACUGCUAUUAGGCGAGAUCCUCCCACUGAUGAAGAAGGCUUGUGUCAUCGCCAUACGCUACUCAGUCAUACGCCGCCAGUCCAAGCUCCGGCCCAGUGGCCCAGAAGCAAAAGUCCUGGACUACCAGACACAGCAGCAGAAACUCUUUCCUCAGUUGGCCAUGAUCUAUGCCUUCCAUUUCCUGGCAGUCAGCAUCUUGGAAUUCUUCCAGCAUGCCUACAGUGCCAUUCUGGACAAAGACUUCAGCCUCCUGCCUGAGCUCCACUCACUGAGCACAGGUGCAAAGGCCAUGAUAGCAGACUUCUGUACCCAGGGAGCCGAGAUAUGCCGCAGGGCCUGUGGCGGACACGGAUACUCAAAGCUGAGUGGCCUGCCAUCACUAGUCACCAAAGUGUCAGCCUCCUGCACCUACGAGGGUGAGAACACUGUGCUGUACCUGCAGGUGGCCAGGUUUCUGGUGAAGAACUAUCUGCAGGCUCAGAUGUCCACUGGAUCCACAUCACCGAAGUCUCUUCCUCCAUCUGUUGUGUAUCUCACUGCAUCUGACCUGUCCAGGUGCCCAGCCCAGAGUCCAGUCGACUUCCUCUGCCCAGAGCUCUACACCACAGCCUGGGCACAUGUAGCAACCAGGCUCACAAAAGAUUCGGUACAUCAUUUGCAGACCCUGAUGCAAUCUGGGGCGGACCAGCACGAGGCCUGGAACCAGAGCACUGUCAUACACCUCCAGGCUGCUAAGGCACACUGCUACUAUAUCUCUGUGAAGAGUUUUAGAGAAGCUCUGCAGAAACUAGAAAAUGAACCUGCAAUUCAUCAGGUGCUCAAGCGCCUCUGUGACCUCCAUGCCUUACACGGCAUCCUGACUAACUCAGGUGAUUUUCUCCAUGAUGGCUUCAUGUCUGGGACCCAAGUGGACAUGGCAAGAAAGGCCUACCUGGACCUGCUCCCCCUGAUCCGAAACCCAGGGAUCGCUUCAGGAAAGCCCCUAACAUAAAAGAAGAAGACCAAAACAAGCCAGGACAAGGCAGCUCUGAGGACACAGAGAAUCUUCAGGAAGAAGAAAACUGUUUUAAAAAUCAGUAAUGUCACAAAGAGAACUAUGAAACUUUAAGAAAAUAAAUAGCUGAAGAUGUUAACAAAUGGAAAAACAUACCAUGCUCAUGGCUGGGAAGAAUCAACAUUGUUAAAAUGUCCAUACUACCCAAAGCAAUAUAUAAUUUUAAUGCAAUUCCUAUUAAAGCUCCAUUGUCAUAUUUUAAAGAUCUUGAAAAAAUAAUACUUCGUUUUACGUGGAAUCAGAAAAAAACCUCGAAUAGCCAAAACAUUACUCAGCAAUAAAAACACAGCUAGAGGAAUCAUGCUACCAGGCCUGAGACUGUACUAUAAAUUGAUAGUGAUCAAAACAGCAUGGUAUUGGCACAAAAACAGAGAAGUAGAUGUCUGGAACAGAAUAGAGAACCAACAGAUGGAUCCAGCUACUUACCGUUAUUUGAUCUUUGACAAGCCAAUUUAAAACAUUCAGUGGGGAAAAGAUUCCCUAUUUAACAAAUGGUGCUGGGUGAACUGGCUGGCAACUUGUAGAAGAUUAAAACUGGACCCACACCUUUCACCAUUAACUAAGAUAGACUCUCACUGGAUAAAAGAUUUAAACUUAAGACAUGAAACUAUAAAAAUACUUGAAGAAAGUGCAGGGAAAACUCUUGAAGGAAUCGGCCUGGGUGAAUAUUUUAUGAGGAGGACUCCCCAGGCAAUUGAAGCAGUAUCAAAAAUACACUACUGGGACCUGAUCAAACUAAAAAGCUUCUGCACAGCCAAGAACAUAGUGAGUAAAGCAAGCAGACAGCCCUCAGAAUGGGAGAAAAUAUUUGCAGGUUAUACCUCCGAUAAAGGUCUAAUAACCAGAAUCCACAGAGAACUCAAACAUAUUAGCAAGAAAAGAACACAUGAUCCCAUCUCAGAGUGGGUAAGGGACUUGAAGAGAAACUUCUCUAAAGAAGACAGACACAUGAUCUACAAACACAUGAAAAAAACACAUCAUCCUUAAUCAUCAGAGAAAUGCAAAUCAAAACUACUCUGAGAUAUCACCUAACCCCAGUAAGAGUAGCCCACAUAACGAAAUCCCAAAACCAGAGAUGUUGGCAUGGAUGUGGAGGAAAGGGCACACUUCUACACUGCUGGUGGGAAUGCACACUAAUACAUUUCUUCUGGAAGGAUGUUUGAAGAAUACUUAGAGACCUAAAAAUGACCUGCCAUUCGAUCCUAUAAUUCCUUUACUAGGUUUAUACCCAGAAGACCAAAAAUCACAAUAUAACAAAGACAUCUGUACCAGAACGUUUAUUGCAGCCCAAUUCAUAAUUGCUAAGUCAUGGAAGAAGCCCAAGUGCCCAUCGACCCACAAAUGGACUAGCAAAUUGUGAUACAUGUAUACCAUGGAAUAUUAUGCAGCCUUAAAGAAAGAUGGAGACUUUACUCUUUCAUGUUUACAUGGAUGGAGCUGGAACAUAUUCUUCUUAGCAAAGUAUCUCAGGAAUGGAAGAAAAAGUCUCCAAUGUACUCAGCCCUACUAUGAAACUAAAUUAUAGCUUUCACAUGAAGGCUACAGCACAAGACUAUGAGGAAAGGGCCAAGGAAGGGGAAGGGAGGUGGGAGG
Nycticebus coucang (slow loris) is the source of this 4098-nucleotide messenger RNA. RefSeq names its product acyl-CoA oxidase 2 (gene ACOX2). Bases 562 to 2442 code for a protein of 626 amino acids. The transcript is spliced from 15 exons. Lineage: Eukaryota; Metazoa; Chordata; Mammalia; Primates; Lorisidae. The record is from RefSeq and is a predicted model, not a curated record. Gene Ontology annotation, molecular function: fatty acid binding; FAD binding. Gene Ontology annotation, cellular component: peroxisome. Gene Ontology annotation, biological process: lipid homeostasis; very long-chain fatty acid metabolic process; fatty acid beta-oxidation using acyl-CoA oxidase.